CAAAACAGCAAUGACGACAAUGAGUGCAAAGCUGAUAUGGCUGGCUCUGUAUCACUUCUACAUGACAAUGAGUGGAGCAGCUGAAGAAGAAUGCAGACAACUGUUUUAUUCCGAACCAGUGAAAGACAAGGUUCUCCUCAAUCAUGUUAUAAUAAGAAUAGAUAUAGCGAUAGAAGAUGUCUGCAGCAUCCGAUGUUUCCUUGAGCCCAAUUGCUUGUCUUAUAAUGUUGGACUGCUGGAACAAAGCAACCAAUACCUGUGUAUGAUCAGCGACUCCAAUGACGUUCUACAUCCAGGAGAUUUGGUUCAGCGGAUAGGAUUUACCUACCAUAGAACCAAGAGUCCAUGCAACACUGAUCCUUGCAGGAAGAAUAUGACUUGCCAACCGGGCUACACUAGCAAAGGAUACCGUUGUAGGAAAAACAUCACGUCGAUGUCAUUAAACUCCAACAAACCAGCUGCCAAAGAACGCUGGACGAUGGUAUUUAAAGUUGUUAGUGGCCUUUCUCCACCCCACCUUGGUGAAAUUUGGUUGUCACCGUCCCUCUAUCAUGAAAAUCUCAACGAAACCUUCGACAUAACGUCUGCUUAUCCAACUCAUUACAAGAAUCGUAUUGUAAUGGACUGGGAAUAUUUUGACCCUAAAGAGGCUCGCAUCGUUUUGUACAAGGAUGGUCAACAAGUCAUCUCCCUCAAGUUCAAUGCCACAGGUACAAACAACUUAGAUUGGUUUUCACAAGAAAACCUUCUUUACUCGCCAUGGAGCGAUCUCAAACUGUUCUCAGGCGUAAAUUUCGGCCUUCUGGGCCCCAUAGUUCCUGAUCGCUUCUUUGAAAUAACUGGGCCUUACUCUGGUUGUGCAACGGAUAUCGGUUGGUUGGUUGCUUCAAGUCACCAAGUAUGUCCAUGGGACAAACGAGCACCCCAGCCUAACAUCCAAUACAGCCGAAAGCAACUGGGGUCACUUAUGGAAGAUUACG
Messenger RNA from Stylophora pistillata, 980 nucleotides. RefSeq lists its product as uncharacterized. The record is from RefSeq and is a predicted model, not a curated record. NCBI's taxonomy places the organism in Eukaryota, Metazoa, Cnidaria, Anthozoa, Scleractinia, Pocilloporidae.